GACCGUGCACGGUUGAUUCAAUUCAACCGAAAGUGUUUCACAUACGUGUUCUCUGCGCACAUUGUUAUACAAUAGAAAUACUGAAAUUAAAAAUAAGUCCCGCAAUGUUGACCAAACCGCUGAUCGGUUUACUCUUCGUGGUGACCUUCGCCGCCAGUACUUACAUCGGAUCCGCACCCAAUGCGGCUUUCUUGGAACGCAAACCUGCCAACAUCUCCCAUAACUUGAUCGUCGGAUCUCGCGUGAACGGUGAUUACCUCCUUCGUCAACAGAUCGUCCAAAAGUCGAGCUCGUGGCUACAGAUAGUGACAACGGAGGUCGCUUUCGAUACCGCUUACCAGACGAUCAGCCUGGUUCGAGCCCUUGACCAGAAGAACAACGGCAAAGGUGCUUACGCGUCCAUCACCCGUGGGGGUCCAGGAAACCGUAACGUCACCGUCCGUUUCAAAAGCCAGCGUGGACAUGGAAUUUCAUUUAUCCUGGAGAUCUACGGACGUUGAUGAUUCAAUCGCGGUAGCCUAGCAGUUUCGUCGCGGUGCAAUUUUUCCCUUGUCUCACACCAUACCGUUGAACGAUGUCUGGAAACGAAUAAAUAAUUUUCACGCUCGGCGAGUAA
Molecule: messenger RNA, 616 nt
Organism: Athalia rosae (coleseed sawfly)
Lineage: Eukaryota; Metazoa; Arthropoda; Insecta; Hymenoptera; Athaliidae
Product: probable salivary secreted peptide
Exons: 2
Coding region: 105-500 (131 amino acids)
Source: RefSeq, a predicted model, not a curated record